AUGGUAGUUUGCCCCAUUUGCCAACGGGGCGUCAAGACGCUCGAAAUCAAUAGCCACAUCGACUCGGGCUGCCAGACCUUCCUUCUCGACGACCAAGCCACCGACCGGCCAUCUUCUCCACCAAGCCACACUCAAUCCCAGCCGCCAUCAACCCAGCAAAAGAAGCGAACCGCCGCCGACUUUUUUGCAACCCCAGCUGCGAAACGGCAGGCCACCACCAAUGGAUCAGCCGCCUCGACACCACGGCCCGUCAACGGUUUUGGGAUAAAAACCAACAAUGGCAACAAGGGCGGACAAAAGAGGACGUGGGAUGAAGCUAAUAGCUCACCAACUGCGGACAACAGACUGGUAGGGCCCGAGACGAGCACACUCUCGACAAACGGCACGGCUGAGCGAGAUCCCGGUGCUGCCCCUCUCUCCAAGCGAUCCAAGACCCAUCGAGCCGCCCCCUUGGCCGAGCGAAUGCGGCCCGACUCCCUCGACGAUGUGUUUGGGCAAGACUUGGUUGGGCCCAACGGGGUGCUGAGGUCUCUAAUCGAAACAGACAGAGUGCCAUCCAUGAUAUUAUGGGGAGGUUCGGGGACAGGAAAGACGACGAUAGCAAGGUGCAUCGCCCGGCGAGUGGGCAGCAGGUUUAUUGAGCUCAAUGCCACCAGCACCGGCGUCGCCGAGGUCAAAAAGUUCUUUGCCGAAGCAGCCAACGAGCUUAACUUGACGGGGAGAAAAACCAUCAUAUUUUGCGACGAGAUUCACAGGUUCAGCAAGUCUCAGCAGGAUGUGUUUUUGAAGCCGGUGGAAGCGGGGACAAUCACAUUGAUCGGGGCCACAACGGAAAACCCGAGUUUCAAGGUCCAGGCGGCGUUGUUGAGUCGGUGCAGGACAUUUACACUGGCAUCGCUUACGAGGGAGGAUCUGCAGAGGAUAUUGGUCAGGGCAAUACAGGCCGAGAUUGUGGAGGAGGGGAUAGAGCUCAGCCCCCUGAUUGAUGAGGAGCUGUUGACGUACCUGUCGGCCUUUGCGGAUGGAGAUGCCAGGACCGCGCUGAAUUUGUUGGAACUGGCCCUGUCUCUGACGACGAGACCGCAAGGGGGAGGGGAGGCUCCAUUGACAAAAGAUGACAUCAAGGCUGCGCUGACCAAGACGUUGGUGUACGAUCGGGCGGGUGAUCAGCACUACGAUACCAUUUCUGCUUUUCACAAGGCUGUCCGAGGGUCAGAUUCCGAUGCGGCAUUGUAUUAUCUGGCGAGGAUGCUGCAGUCGGGAGAGGAUCCGUUGUUUAUUGCGCGAAGAAUGGUGGUGAUUGCAUCGGAAGAUGUCGGCCUGGCAGACAACUCACUCCUGCCAUUGGCCACGGCGACUUACACGGCCACGCAACAGAUUGGUAUGCCCGAGGCCAGGAUUCCUCUGGCACACUGCACCGUGGCGCUGUGCUUGGCCCCCAAGAGCACGCGAGCGUAUAGGGCACUGAACAAUGCAUUUUCGGCUCUCAGGGAGCCCGGUGUGGCCAGUCUUCCGGUUCCGCUGCACUUGAGAAACGCACCCACCAGGCUGAUGAAGGAUUUGGGGUAUGGUGCCGAGUACAAGUAUCCUCCUAAUUACAAAGAUGGAAAGGUGAGGCAAGAGUAUCUGCCUGAGGAAUUGAGGGGGAGGAGGUUUCUGGAGGAUAGAGAUUUGGGGACAGAGGUGGAUCCGGAUGUCGAGAUGGAGGGGUGA
Molecule: messenger RNA, 1713 nt
Organism: Podospora anserina S mat+
Lineage: Eukaryota; Fungi; Ascomycota; Sordariomycetes; Sordariales; Podosporaceae
Exons: 1
Coding region: 1-1713 (570 amino acids)
Biological process (GO): DNA-templated DNA replication; regulation of DNA repair; DNA repair
Cellular component (GO): nucleus
Molecular function (GO): single-stranded DNA helicase activity; ATP binding; DNA binding
Source: RefSeq, a predicted model, not a curated record